UCUUUGACUACAAUUCCUGCCCUUCGUUUAUAAAAAACGCGCAAAGAUGUACUCUCCUGUAUACGGUGCGUCCGUGUGUGCAUCACGCAUAAAACUAUAUUACACACGCAGCAUGUGUUUCCAUUUAAUACUCGGAGGAAUUCUUCAUGUUCUUGUCCAAUUGACAAGGAAUGUUGGCGAGCAUUGGCGUCUUUAUUCAUACAACAGGCUCACGAUGCAUCAUCUUCCCCAGCUUUUAUCUGUACGACUCGUGUGUUUCUUCCGUAGCAACCAUGUUAACCCUCUGUAAGAUUAAUCCGAAACCACUCAUAAAGUUCGAGGAGAAACGCUGAAACGCCGUACGCAGCAGCUCCAACGGUUGCAUCAUGUCAUUUCCGAGGAUUGGAAAGGCGUUGGAGGUUGGA
Williopsis jadinii is the source of this 404-nucleotide messenger RNA. RefSeq lists its product as uncharacterized. Bases 47 to 289 code for a protein of 80 amino acids. The record is from RefSeq and is a predicted model, not a curated record. The transcript has a single exon. NCBI's taxonomy places the organism in Eukaryota, Fungi, Ascomycota, Saccharomycetes, Phaffomycetales, Wickerhamomycetaceae.